AUGGCUCACGAUCCGAUUUCGCCAGAUGCGCUCCGUACGCCUGUGUUUACGCGGCUGAAGGGUAAGCGCGUCGUUCUAGCAAGCAGCAGCCCACGCCGCCGUGAUAUUUUGGCGACAGUCGGAGUGCACCCAGAGAUCGUACCAUCGACGUUCAAGGAGGAUUUGCCCAAGAGCGACUUUGUCGGCGAUAUCGCGCACGAGUACCCAGUCGAAACGGCUACACAUAAGGCGAAGGAGGUCUAUAUCCGCCUCGUCAUGCAAGAUGAGCAUGACCCUCCAGAUCUCGUGAUCGCUGCCGACACAGUCAUUGUGCACCAGGGGAAGAUCCUCGAAAAGCCCCUGGACAAAACCGACAAUGUACGCAUGCUCGCUGACAUGUGCGGCCACUCUUUCCAUGUUGUGACCGGUGUUGCCAUCGUGCAUCCAAUUCUGCAAGCGCCAGGGUACGAAGUCCGCACCGUUUGCGAGCAGACUCGCGUCCAUUUUGCCGACGUGCCGGGUCCCCUGCUCCAGGCCUACGCCGAAUCAGGCGAGGGCCUCGAUCGAGCUGGGGGCUUCGCAAUCCAGGGACGCGGCGCACUCUUCAUUCGCAGCAUCGAGGGUGACUAUAACAACGUGGUGGGAUUCCCACUGUACAGUGUAUUUGAACUUCUGCAUGCACUCGUCGAAAAUGAAGAGCUCGAUUUUGAGGGUACUGCAUAA
Malassezia restricta is the source of this 702-nucleotide messenger RNA. RefSeq names its product septum formation protein. Bases 1 to 702 code for a protein of 233 amino acids. The transcript has a single exon. Gene Ontology annotation, molecular function: nucleoside triphosphate diphosphatase activity. The record is from RefSeq and is a predicted model, not a curated record. Lineage: Eukaryota; Fungi; Basidiomycota; Malasseziomycetes; Malasseziales; Malasseziaceae.